CCCGGGCCCGGCGAGCCCUUCCCGCCGACGCCGGGCGCCGAGGGCUAUCAGCCCGCGGACGGCUACGCGGUCCCAGACCCGCGCGCAGGACUCUACCCGGGGCCGCGCGAGGACUAUGCGCUGCCCGCCGGGCUGGAGGUGUCGGGGAAGCUGAGAGUCGCGCUCAACAACCACCUGUUGUGGUCCAAGUUCAACCAGCACCAGACGGAGAUGAUCAUCACCAAGCAGGGACGGCGGAUGUUCCCAUUCCUGUCAUUUACUGUGGCUGGGUUGGAGCCCACCAGUCAUUACCGGAUGUUUGUGGACGUGGUCUUGGUGGACCAGCACCACUGGCGGUACCAGAGCGGCAAGUGGGUGCAGUGUGGAAAGGCCGAGGGCAGCAUGCCAGGAAACCGCCUGUACGUGCACCCAGAUUCCCCCAACACUGGAGCCCACUGGAUGCGCCAGGAAGUUUCAUUUGGGAAACUAAAGCUCACGAACAACAAAGGGGCCUCCAACAAUGCGACUCAGAUGAUUGUGCUCCAGUCCCUCCAUAAGUACCAGCCCCGGCUGCACAUUGUCGAGGUGAAUGAUGGGGAGCCAGAGGCGGCCUGUGAUGCUUCCAACACGCAUAUCUUCACUUUCCAAGAAACCCAGUUUAUUGCCGUCACCGCCUACCAGAAUGCCGAGAUUACUCAGCUGAAAAUUGAUAAUAACCCUUUUGCCAAAGGAUUCCGGGAGAACUUUGAGUCCAUGUAUACAUCUGUUGACACCAGUGUCCCCUCCCCGCCUGGACCCAACUGUCAAUUGCUUGGGGGAGACCACUACUCUUCGCUCCUACCCAACCAGUAUCCCGUUCCCAGCCGUUUCUACCCCGACCUUCCUGGCCAGGCCAAGGAUGUGGUUCCCCAGCCUUACUGGCUGGGGGCCCCCCGGGACCACAGCUACGAGACCGAAUUUCGAGCAGUCAGCAUGAAGCCUGCAUUCUUGCCCUCGGCCCCUGGGCCCACCAUGUCCUACUACAGAGGCCAGGAGGUCCUGGCACCUGCAGCUGGCUGGCCUGUGGCCCCCCAGUACCCUCCCAAGAUGGGACCAGCCAGCUGGUUCCGCCCCAUGCGGACUCUGCCCAUGGAACCUGGUCCUGGUGCUUCAGAGGGGCGAGGGCUAGAGGACCAGGGCUUCACCUCGCUGUGGACUGAGAUCACCCCCAUCCGGCCAGAGUCGGGCGAUUCAGGACUGGGCGAAGGAGACUCUAAGAAGAGACGUGUGUCCCCCUAUCCUUCCAGUGGCGACAGCUCCUCCCCUGCUGGGGCCCCCUCUCCUUUUGAUAAGGAAACUGAAGGCCAGUUUUAUAACUAUUUUCCUAAUUAAGCAAAUGACUCGGUGAAAGGAACAGAAAGAGUGUUAUAGGUUGGAGGACACCAACUAACAUAGGCCACAGACUCAGGACUGAGUGGCCCCCAACUCCCUCUGAUCCUUCACCUUUUGUAGUUGGUAUGGAAAGAGGGGGGUCAAAAAGGAUUCUGGGGUUCAUUGGCUGCUUCUUGGACCGUGGU
Molecule: messenger RNA, 1535 nt
Organism: Miniopterus natalensis
Lineage: Eukaryota; Metazoa; Chordata; Mammalia; Chiroptera; Miniopteridae
Gene: TBX21
Product: T-box transcription factor 21
Biological process (GO): lymphocyte migration; positive regulation of DNA-templated transcription; cell fate specification
Cellular component (GO): chromatin; nucleus
Molecular function (GO): RNA polymerase II cis-regulatory region sequence-specific DNA binding; DNA-binding transcription factor activity, RNA polymerase II-specific
Source: RefSeq, a predicted model, not a curated record